Marasmius oreades (fairy-ring Marasmius) is the source of this 1431-nucleotide messenger RNA. RefSeq lists its product as uncharacterized. Bases 87 to 1307 code for a protein of 406 amino acids. Gene Ontology annotation, biological process: positive regulation of TOR signaling; cellular response to amino acid stimulus; cellular response to starvation. The transcript is spliced from 7 exons. Gene Ontology annotation, molecular function: GTP binding; GTPase activity. The record is from RefSeq and is a predicted model, not a curated record. Lineage: Eukaryota; Fungi; Basidiomycota; Agaricomycetes; Agaricales; Marasmiaceae. Gene Ontology annotation, cellular component: fungal-type vacuole membrane; nucleus; Gtr1-Gtr2 GTPase complex.
CACCUAAGUUUGAAACGACGAACGUGCGUCCUUUGACUGGUCGUAAAUGUUCCCGUAAUAUCCACGACAAGUUAUUCUUGCCUUCAAUGUCCGCCUACCCUUCUUAUGCUGCUACUUCGUCGUUGUUGGCGCAAAGACCUGCGUUGAAUCCCACCAAGAGUUCGUCGUCGGUGUCAAGGACAAGGAUACUGUUGCUCGGCUUACGGAGGAGUGGAAAGUCAUCCAUACACCAAGUUUUGUUCAACAAUCUUCCACCGAAAGAAUGUUUCUUCCUCGAUGCCACGAUGAGGGUGGUCAAACACACGUAUGAUACCAUCAUACCUCUUGAAAUCUGGGACUGCCCAGGGAAUGUAACGGUCGAGACUCUUGGGGCACCGCUUUCCCACUUUUCUACCUUGAUUUUUGUCAUUGACAUACGUGACUUGUACAACCAGCCGAUAUCCAAGCUCGUAGAGUUCAUAAUGGCAGCAUAUCACCAGAAUCCUAACAUCAACCUCGAGGUGUUUGUACAUAAGGCAGAGAAGCUACAUGAGGAUGAUAAGAUUGAGAACUUUCGACAGAUAAACGAGCGUGUCGGGGACCGUCUUUUGGACGAGAAUCCAGAAUAUGAACAAAUGGCUCUCAAUUUUCACUUAACCUCGAUCUACGACCACACGUUACACGAAGCGUUUUCACACGUCCUUCACAAAUUAAUAGAUUCCCUGCCAUAUCUUGAAGAUCUCCUAAACGUCUUUUGUGCAAACUCACAAUCACCGAAAGCUUUCUUAUUCGACGCACAGUCAAGAUUAUAUGUCGCCACGGAUGCUUCACCCGUUGAUUCAGCUACUCAUAAUUUAUGUUGUGAUAACCUUGCCAUGCUAAAUUCUUUCCGUCCUCUCUACCGCUCCGUUUCAGCAAGCGCACAGCGCCAUCGUCGCCGACCCAUACCCCCAACCCCCCCACCCUCCGCUUCAUCCUCCUCUUCUCUCUCUACCGACCCCCAAUCAACCACCGAUGACUCUGUUGCAACAACUCCAAAAGCCACGUCCAUUUAUCACCCAGAACAAGAUAGUAGCGAAAAUCGAAAUAAUAAACCCCACACUGUGGAAAAGGGACUCUUUUAUCCCAGUGCCGCUAUAUCUUUGCAUGCUUCUCCUCCAGGGACGACCUUGUCAUGUCAUGUCAUCACGGAACAUCUCGUGUUGAUUGCACUUUUACCCACUCCCGUUUUUGAAGGUAGAAGAGGCUUGAUAGAGUACAAUGUUGUAUUCUUUCGUGAAGGGGUCCAGGAGAUAGGUGCCGUUGAGCGUGAAGCAAGAGGCGGAUGAUGUACCUAUGACUCUUAUUCGUUAUCUGCUCACAUCGUUUGCGAUCCGGGAAGAAGGUUUCGCUUGCGAUUUACUGCUGAAUACACAAAGUGCUCCAACUUUACAUAGAAUGUUUUCACAAUCC